AUGACAUGCUAUAAGCUAUUAGGUGAAAUUGAUAAGGCAUCUUUAGACGCUAAUAUAUUAUUGAAAAUAAAUCCAAAUUGUCCUGUUGCAUUACAUGCUCGGGGAGGUAUAAAUAAAUUGAAGGGUAAAUAUGAUGAUGCAUAUUUAGACUUUAAAAAAUCACUGGAUAUAAUGCCCGAUUUUGGCGAUGCUAAAUUGAAUUGUGCAUUAGUUAAAAGGAACAUAGACGGUCAUAUUGAGUCUAUGGGUAAUAUACCGUUCAUAUCUUAUAAUGAAAUUCGCGAUAUUAGACCUUUGAAUGGAGAUGGGGGGUUUGGCGAAAUUUUUCAAGCAACUUGGGUGAAUUAUUUAGGAGAGGAAAAAAAAGUAGCUCUCAAAUAUUUAAGAACUUCAAAAGGUUAUUCUAUAAAUAUUAUUAAUGAGAUUCAUGAACAUAAAUUAAUACAUCGUGAUUUGCAUUCAAAAAAUAUUCUAAUUUGCAAAAAUGGAGGUCAAGAACUGACUAAAAUUGGAGAUUUGGGAUUGACAAGAUUAAUUGAUGACGUACCAAUAUCGGAAAAUAAAAUUUAUGGUGUAAUGCCUUAUUUAGACCCACAAUUAUUGGCUGAAAAGCAUGAAAAGAAAUACACUCAAAAAUCUGAUGUGUUUCAUAAUGCUGACAAGAAAAUAAUUGAAUCCGAACAUUCAAAUAAAAAUGAUGAUAAUACUCAAAUUUUACGAGAUUCCUGGGAUUUCUCAAACCUUUCCGAAAUUCUAAUGCCAGAUACUUUACCUAAACAUUCAUAUGAAAAUGAUAAUUAUAUUUUGAGAGAUUCCUCACACCUUUUCGAAAUUUUAAAGCUAGAUACUUUGCUUGAACAUUCAAAUGAAAAAUGA
This is a messenger RNA of Racocetra fulgida, 876 nucleotides long. The record is from the annotation of a GenBank genome assembly. NCBI's taxonomy places the organism in Eukaryota, Fungi, Glomeromycota, Glomeromycetes, Diversisporales, Gigasporaceae.